GUCGGGAAAGGUCCUGGCGCGGACAUGACCUCGCGCGCCUCUCUCCUGGGCGGGAGCUCCCGGCGCCCAGCGCAGUAGCCCCGCGAAGAGGCGGCGGACUCGACGGUGCAGACCGCGCAGAAAACCAGGCGGGCGGCAUGGAGGCGGCGCAUCUGCUCUCGGCAGCCGACGUGCUGCGCCGCUUCUCAGUGACGGUCGAGGGCGGCCUGAGGCCAGAGCAGGUGACUAGCGCGCGAGAGCGCUACGGCCCCAACGAGCUCCCAACUGAAGAAGGGAAGUCCCUGUGGGAGCUGGUGCUGGAGCAGUUUGAAGACCUCCUGGUGCGCAUCCUGCUGUUGGCUGCCCUGGUCUCCUUCGUCCUGGCCUGGUUUGAGGAGGGCGAGGAGACCACAACAGCCUUCGUGGAGCCUCUGGUCAUCAUGCUGAUCCUCGUGGCCAAUGCCAUCGUGGGCGUAUGGCAGGAACGCAAUGCUGAGAGUGCCAUUGAGGCCCUGAAAGAGUAUGAGCCUGAGAUGGGUAAGGUGAUCCGCUCGGACCGCAAGGGCGUGCAGAGGGUCCGCGCCCGGGACAUCGUCCCUGGAGACAUCGUGGAAGUAGCAGUGGGAGACAAAGUGCCCGCUGACCUCCGCCUCCUCGAGAUCAAGUCCACCACUCUGAGAGUGGACCAGUCCAUCCUGACAGGUGAAUCCGUGUCUGUGACCAAACACACAGAUGCUAUCCUGGAUCCCAGAGCUGUGAACCAGGACAAGAAGAACAUGCUAUUCUCUGGUACCAACAUCGCAUCGGGCAAGGCACUGGGGGUGGCAGUGGCCACAGGCCUGCACACAGAGCUGGGUAAGAUCCGGAGUCAGAUGGCGGCAGUGGAGCCAGAGCGGACACCGCUGCAGCACAAGCUGGAUGAGUUCGGGCGGCAGCUGUCCCGUGCCAUCUCUGUGAUCUGUGUGGCCGUGUGGGUCAUCAACAUCAGCCACUUUGCUGACCCAGCCCAUGGUGGCUCCUGGCUUCGUGGUGCCGUCUACUACUUCAAGAUUGCCGUGGCUCUGGCUGUGGCUGCCAUCCCUGAGGGCCUCCCAGCUGUUAUCACUACAUGCCUGGCUCUGGGCACACGGCGCAUGGCACGCAAGAAUGCCAUUGUGCGGAGUCUGCCCUCUGUGGAGACGCUGGGCUGCACCUCGGUCAUCUGCUCCGACAAGACAGGCACACUCACCACCAAUCAGAUGUCUGUCUGCCGGAUGUUCGUGGUAGCCGAAGCUGAAGCAAGCUCCUGCCGUUUGCACGAGUUCACCAUCUCCGGCACCACUUACGCCCCGGAGGGCGAAGUGAGGCAGGCGGAGCAGCUCGUGCGCUGUGGGCAGUUCGAUGGGCUGGUGGAGCUGGCGACAAUCUGUGCCCUGUGCAACGACUCAGCGCUGGACUACAAUGAGGCUAAGGGCGUAUAUGAGAAGGUGGGAGAGGCCACGGAGACAGCCCUGACUUGCCUGGUGGAGAAAAUGAACGUGUUUGACACCAACCUCCAGGCUCUGUCCCGAGUGGAACGAGCCAGUGCCUGCAAUGCGGUCAUCAAGCAGCUGAUGCGGAAGGAGUUUACUUUGGAGUUCUCCCGGGACCGGAAGUCCAUGUCAGUGUACUGCACGCCCACUCGCCCUGGCCUGGCAGCCCAGGGCAGCAAGAUGUUUGUGAAGGGGGCUCCUGAGAGCGUGAUCGAGCGCUGCAGCUCAGUCCGAGUGGGAAGCCGCACAGUACCCCUGAACGCCACCUCCAGGGAGCAGAUCCUCGCCAAGAUCCGGGAUUGGGGCUCCGGCUCAGACACACUGCGUUGCCUGGCACUGGCCACUCGGGAUGCACCCCCAAGGAAGGAGGACAUGCAGCUGGAUGACUGCGGCAAAUUUGCGCAGUACGAGAUGGACCUGACUUUUGUGGGCUGCGUGGGCAUGCUGGACCCUCCAAGGCCCGAGGUGGCUGCUUGCAUCGCACGCUGCCACCAGGCCGGCAUCCGUGUGGUCAUGAUCACAGGGGACAACAAAGGCACAGCUGUGGCCAUCUGCCGCCGGCUUGGCAUCUUCAAGGACACAGAGGAUGUGGUGGGCAAGGCCUACACGGGCCGCGAAUUCGAUGACCUCAGCCCUGAGCAGCAACGCCAGGCCUGCCGCACAGCGUGCUGCUUCGCCCGUGUGGAACCUGCACACAAGUCCCGAAUUGUAGAGAACCUACAGUCCUUCAAUGAGAUCACCGCCAUGACUGGAGACGGGGUGAAUGAUGCCCCGGCUCUGAAGAAAGCAGAGAUUGGCAUUGCCAUGGGCUCCGGCACAGCUGUGGCCAAGUCGGCAGCUGAGAUGGUGCUGUCAGAUGACAACUUUGCCUCAAUUGUGGCUGCAGUGGAGGAGGGCCGGGCCAUCUACAACAACAUGAAGCAAUUCAUCCGCUACCUCAUCUCCUCCAAUGUCGGCGAGGUUGUCUGCAUCUUCCUCACGGCAAUCCUGGGCCUGCCGGAAGCCCUGAUCCCUGUGCAGCUGCUCUGGGUGAACCUGGUGACGGAUGGCUUACCUGCCACAGCCCUGGGUUUCAACCCACCAGACCUGGACAUCAUGGAGAAGCUGCCCCGGAACCCUCGUGAGGCCCUCAUCAGCGGCUGGCUCUUUUUUCGAUAUCUGGCUAUUGGAGUGUACGUAGGCCUGGCCACGGUGGCUGCCGCCACCUGGUGGUUCCUAUAUGAUGCCGAGGGACCUCACGUCACCUUCUACCAGCUGAGGAACUUCCUGAAGUGCUCCGAGGACAACCCACUCUUUGCUGACAUUGACUGCGAGGUCUUCGAGUCACGCUUCCCCACAACCAUGGCCUUGUCUGUGCUGGUGACCAUUGAAAUGUGCAAUGCCCUCAACAGCGUCUCGGAGAACCAGUCGCUGCUGCGGAUGCCACCCUGGCUGAACCCUUGGCUGCUGGCAGCUGUGGCCAUGUCCAUGGCCCUGCACUUCCUCAUCCUGCUGGUGCCACCCCUGCCCCUUAUUUUCCAGGUGACCCCACUGAGUGGGCGCCAGUGGGUAGUGGUGCUCCAGAUAUCUCUGCCUGUCAUCCUGCUUGAUGAGGCCCUCAAGUACCUGUCCCGGAACCACGUGGAUGAAGAAAAGGACAAGAAGUGAGUGCUGGGAACAGAGUGGAGUCUCCAGUGCGUACCUCAGCCUGAUGAUGCCCAAGCGUUCACUCCUACUCCCCACACUGCCGUCACGCUCACCGCUUGCUCACUGGGCCCUGCCGAGGGUCUCUGUCCUUGCUUCCAUAUGCAUGGGGGCUGUGCAACUCAUGCCUCUGGGACUCUCCUGGGAAGUUCACCCUUGACGUUCCGGCUCCAGAGCAGCAGCCUAGGAGGGGCCUGCCCAGAAGCCAGAGCUGGAAGCAGAUCCAGACAUGCAGAGGCCUCUACCCCCAAAUCUAUGAGCACAUUCUGGAGCAGGCACUCCCUUGCUUGGAGGCUGGGCAUUUUACUUGGUCACUGGUGCUUCUGUACUAAUGGAGGACUCCUGGAGUUCCUGCUAGCUCUGACCUCUCACUUAGUGCCUGGUCUGGGGCCUGGUCAGCGGGACGGGGGGCGGUGAAGGGGAGGACAUCUGGGCCCAGCUGUGCACAGUGAGGGCAGACAACCCCCCUCCACUCUGCUCUUUUCCCACAAAGUUGGCACGUGAGGGUUUGAGCCUCUUACUGUUUAUAUGUG
Puma concolor (puma) is the source of this 3706-nucleotide messenger RNA. RefSeq names its product ATPase sarcoplasmic/endoplasmic reticulum Ca2+ transporting 3 (gene ATP2A3). Gene Ontology annotation, biological process: calcium ion transport. Gene Ontology annotation, cellular component: membrane. The record is from RefSeq and is a predicted model, not a curated record. NCBI's taxonomy places the organism in Eukaryota, Metazoa, Chordata, Mammalia, Carnivora, Felidae. Gene Ontology annotation, molecular function: ATP binding; ATP hydrolysis activity; P-type calcium transporter activity.